AUGGGCCUGGACCUGCCCUCGGGCGGCCACCUCACACACGGCUUCUACACCAAAACCCGCCGCGUCUCCGCCACCAGCAUCUACUUUGAGAGCCUGCCCUACGCCGUCGACCCGGCCACUGGCCUCAUCGACUACCCCGCGCUUCGCCACCACGCCGCCCUCUUCCGCCCCAAGUGCCUCAUCGCCGGCGGCUCCGCAUACCCCAGGGAGUGGGACUACAAGACCUUCCGGGACGUUGCCGACGAGAGCGGCGCAUACCUCCUCGUCGAUAUGGCCCACAUCUCCGGCCUGGUCGCCACGGGCGCCGCCGAUAACCCGUUUGAGUACGCCGACGUUGUCACGUCCACUACCCACAAGAGCUUGCGCGGCCCGCGCUCCGGCCUGAUCUUCUACCGUCGCAAGCCGCUGGCCGCCGCGGGGCAGGGCGUCGAUAUGGAGGCCGCCAUCAAUGGCGCCGUCUUUCCGGCCCUUCAGGGCGGCCCGCACAACCACCAGAUCGCCGCCCUCGCCGUCCAGCUGCGCGAGGUCGCCACCGACGCGUUCAAGGAGUACGCGAGACAGGUCGUGCGCAACGCCUCCGCGCUCGCCGACGAGAUGGUCAAGCUUGGGUGCAAGCUCGCCACAGGUGGCACGGAUAACCACCUCGUACUGUGGGACCUGCGCCCGCUAGGCUUUACAGGGUCCAAGGCGCAGCUGCUGUUUGACAAGUGCAGUAUUACGCUGAACAAGAACGCCGUGCAUGGGGACCGGUCCGCGAUGAACCCGGGUGGUGUCAGGCUUGGCACGCCGGCCCUGACAACGCGCGGGUUUGAUGAGGAGGACUUUAGAAGGGUGGCGCGCUUUCUGAGGCGCGGCUUAGAUAUUGGCCUGGAGAUUCAGAAGGUCACCGGGAAGAAGCUCGUCGACUUUGAGCCGGCGCUCGAAGGGAACCAGGAGCUGGAACAGCUGAGAGAGGAGGUCGAAGAGUUUGCGUCCAAGUUUAGUAUGCCGGGCGUUGAUCCCGAGGCCGCGUAG
Messenger RNA from Chondrus crispus (carragheen), 1014 nucleotides. RefSeq lists its product as hypothetical. Gene Ontology annotation, cellular component: cytoplasm. Gene Ontology annotation, biological process: tetrahydrofolate interconversion; L-serine catabolic process; folic acid metabolic process. The transcript has a single exon. The coding region runs from base 1 to 1014 and encodes 337 amino acids. The record is from RefSeq and is a predicted model, not a curated record. Gene Ontology annotation, molecular function: cobalt ion binding; serine binding; pyridoxal phosphate binding. Lineage: Eukaryota; Rhodophyta; Florideophyceae; Gigartinales; Gigartinaceae.